UAGCGGAAAUUCCACUGGCGAGCAUGAUAUAAACGUGUACCCAUGUCUACAAGAGACAAGACUUCGUUAGUGAAGUGUAGACGUAAAACACCAACCAACCAACCAACCAACCUACAGGGAACACACAGAGUCAGGCAUGGAUACUGGACGUGUUUUAUGGCUGGUCAUCGCUACCAUUAUGAUACUAGACUUUUCACAUGUCAGAUACAUAAUUAAAGACAAAUCUAUAGAGGAUAAAAAUAAGUUAGCGGUGACAGGCGACACUUACAAACUUGAAAUCAACAAACAAAAAGUAGAAGAUGACGCAUCCAUAUUGACGACAUACGACCAAAUAUUAAUCGUAUAUGAAAGCACUGUAGAGAAUGAUGAAACGAUGACAGACGACGAUAACAUACCAGUAGUCAACGAACAAUCAGUAGAGGAUGAACAUGAGGCAGCGACGACAGACGACGGGGUUCUCCGAACACCAAAAACCAUAAAAAAAAACACGAUAGUCUCUAGCUUGGCGGACCUUAGCCAUGAGCCAGAAAGUCCAACUGCGGAUAAAGAAACGGCAAGAACAGACAGGUCAAAUAUUCCAAGGUGCAAGACAAGACACAUGAUUGGAAAGAGAGACCUUCAUCAGUGGGAGACACUGCUGUAUGGUUGGUCAUAAAGUCACACACCAUCUCAUGAUCAUUAGAAUCAACUUAGUCCUAGUGAUCCUGUUUAGGGUUCAGCGGAAUGCAACUCCAGAUGAGUAAGGCAUUGCCAACCGGAGUAUCCAUAUCGGAAAGAUUUGCGAAAUACAAAUCCGAACUCUCCCAUAGUUCACAACCUGAGUUACAGCACCGGAGAAAUGCGUAAUGCAACUCCAGAUGAUCCAUGCAUUUACAACCGGGUUACCAUAUCGGAAAGUUUUAAGGAAUGCAAAUCCGAACACUCCCGGCGUUCACAACCUGAGUUACAGGUAAUCCAACUUCAGAUGAUGCAGGCAUUUACAAUCGGAGUUACCAUAUUGGAGUAUCCGACUUACCCGGGGUUCACAACUGGAGUCAAGGCAGUAGAAACAGAGCUUUUCUCUUUUAGAGACGGAUAGGAGUCACUCCAAGUCAGUUUUGUUCCAGUUUUCUGGUAGUCUUGAUCCCGAGUCGAAACCAAAUUUGUAUCAGACGAAUAUGGGAAGCAGCUUCGAUUUUCUUUAAACCCAGAAUUAGGGAGGAAAUAACUGCAAUACGUUCGUAUAUCAGUGAGAAUCUAGCGGGAAUGGAAACAAGCCCGUUUUUUAAAACCCGUCGUCAUAUCUCCUGUAGUCCUGUAGGAAGCAAAGAGUUAUGGAGGGUACGUGGUCCAUUUCUCUAAAUGGUCACGUGUUCCAGAGUGAAGCAAGUUACGAGGAACGUUUAUUUCCGACUCAAGUUCUAGUCCUAGUGCUAAUCGUCGUUACUUUGAACUAUGCAGCCCAUCAGUGUAUAUCCAGACAAUGCUCCGACACAACCAACAGUUUAUUUUGUCUGAUUAUGACAACGCACCUCCAAUAGCGUGUGUCAGAUCGCUUGUAUGGACACAGAAGUUAGACUCGUUUAUGUUAUUUGAUCUUAGUAACGUGUUUCUAUUACUGUGCAAAUGGUCAAUGGAAAUAUAAAAAGGUGUGUUUUAAUCAAAAUAACACAAUAAAUACGUUGCUUCCAUUGUACUUGAUGUAGCGUGUCAUUACUUUUGUACAUUUCAACACUCAACAUGUUCAUUAUCCAGGUCCAAUGAGCUGGUAUCUUUCAUUUCCUCAUAAUAAACCUGUUUCAUACUAA
Messenger RNA from Mizuhopecten yessoensis (Yesso scallop), 1787 nucleotides. RefSeq lists its product as uncharacterized. Lineage: Eukaryota; Metazoa; Mollusca; Bivalvia; Pectinida; Pectinidae. The transcript has 4 exons. The record is from RefSeq and is a predicted model, not a curated record. The coding region runs from base 137 to 655 and encodes 172 amino acids.